UCCACUCGAUUUCGCCAAUCGCUCCACGCCACGGGGCGUUUGCGUGUUCCACGACCAGCGUGUUUCUUUCCGAAGCGCUUAACGGCGGGUUCAAAAUGUGCAAUUAGCGCUCUACUACUUCUGAGUUCUUCACUGUGCCAACGAUUGCACAGACGGCAAGGGUUUUUUUCGAUAAACACGCCAGUGAGAAAGUGUGUACCUACGCGGCGGGUUGCUGCGAAUUCACCUGCGAUGGGUGCUCCCGUGUCAGAACAAGAGCUUUCGCUCUAUGAUCCGUCGAUACUGCUGGGCUUGGAUUUCUUCCGCUCGCCAGCCAAAUUCAGCCCUCGUAUAUCGGCCGCCGUUCCUGGGGAAACUUGGCUGAAAGUGCGACCACUUCAAACGGGAGACUUUUACCGCGGCUUCGUACAGAUACUGUCGCAGCUGACCAAAGUAGGCGAUAUUUCGUUUACACAGUUUCUGAAUCGUUUCGCUGAGAUGAAAGCUAGCGGUGACUACUACAUUACAGUUAUCGUCGAUUCGCGGAUUGACAAAAUCGUCGGGAGCGCCACAUUAGUGCUCGAGCGGAAAUUCAUCCAUGGUUGUGGGGUCCGCGGUCGGCUAGAGGACGUCGUGGUGGACGACACAUAUCGCGGCAAGCAGCUGGGAAAACUGAUCGUCGUCACUGUGACGCUUCUGGCGGAUUAUCUGGGCUGCUACAAGAUGUCCCUGGAUUGCAAAGACAAGCUGAUACCGUUUUACACCGCAAUCGGCUACGUGCUAGAACCGGGUAAUGCGAACACUAUGACCGUACGCUACGAACCUGGGGCCAGUGGUGUAGCAAUAACCAGGAAUCGAACGGCAACCAGUGAUAAACCGUUAGACACGGAGCCAUCCUGACAAUUAGCUACCAGUUCUGCUAUGACAAGUAAAUCCAAGCUCUAAAACACACGCCCAGCUAUUAUUCUGGGUCUGCGGUUUGCCGACGCAAAAUUCGAAUUCACCGUGUUUUUUUGUAUUUUGCAAUUGGAUUUACUGUUUAACACUCGGGAGGUCUAGUUUUGUGUGUGUGUGGUCAAACACUCGAGCGUCUUCAGGUCUUGACUAUCACUGCAACACGCGCCCCCGAAGCAGCUUCUGGUACAUAAAAUGAAUAUUUGAAUUUCACACUUUUUUUUUAUUUUUUUAAGAUCUGUUUUAUUCUGUCCAUUUUUAAUUUGAGAAUAGUCCUCAUUCGUGAAUGUUAAUGCUACUUGGUGGUUGUGCUUAAAUAUCAAGAAACAUGCAAAUGGGAAAUAAAAUCAUUUAUAA
Molecule: messenger RNA, 1290 nt
Organism: Anopheles cruzii
Lineage: Eukaryota; Metazoa; Arthropoda; Insecta; Diptera; Culicidae
Gene: Gnpnat
Product: probable glucosamine 6-phosphate N-acetyltransferase
Exons: 4
Coding region: 232-879 (215 amino acids)
Biological process (GO): UDP-N-acetylglucosamine biosynthetic process
Cellular component (GO): endoplasmic reticulum-Golgi intermediate compartment; endoplasmic reticulum; Golgi apparatus
Molecular function (GO): monosaccharide binding; glucosamine 6-phosphate N-acetyltransferase activity
Source: RefSeq, a predicted model, not a curated record